Molecule: messenger RNA, 9720 nt
Organism: Sardina pilchardus (European sardine)
Lineage: Eukaryota; Metazoa; Chordata; Actinopteri; Clupeiformes; Clupeidae
Gene: igf2r
Product: insulin-like growth factor 2 receptor
Exons: 48
Coding region: 55-7488 (2477 amino acids)
Biological process (GO): lysosomal transport
Cellular component (GO): late endosome; plasma membrane
Molecular function (GO): insulin-like growth factor binding; signaling receptor activity; D-mannose binding
Source: RefSeq, a predicted model, not a curated record
AGGAGUUGCUGUAUCAUGUCGGAUACGUCGUAAUAUUUUGUUCCGGAACAAAACAUGGGGUCUUUAUAUAAAACACAUACCGUGGUAUCUUGUAAAUUAUCAAAUGCUUUAUGCAUUUUAACAAUUUUGGUAUAUGUCUCUGUCACGGAGGGAUCCAGUGACGGUCUCUCGCUACAAGAUCUGUGCAGUUACCAAUGGGAGGCCAUCGACCAGGACAGCCAGAUGAAGUACACAAUGAAAUUGUGUGAUAACUCUCCUGACACAAAAUGCGGGAAGGGGGCGGCAGUCUGUGCCCACAGUCUUGCCAGCAAAACGGACACAACAGUGGGCGAACUGGGCUUAAGGACCAUUUUGCCGAAGACCAAAGUGCUAGAUUUCAACAGCACACAGAAGUGUGAGGGUGGCAGCGGUAACAUGCAGACCAGCAUCUCUUUCCUUUGUGGGAAGACCAUGGGAACUCCAGAAUUGGUCACUGUAUCAGAGUGUGUUCAUCACUUUGAAUGGAGGACUUAUGUUGCCUGUGAUAAGGACAAGUUCAAGCCCCAUAAAGAGGUGCCCUGCUAUGCAUUUGACUCUGAUGGAAAGAAACACGACCUGAAUCCUCUCAUCAAGAUCACUGAUGGAUACCUAGUGGACGACUCGGAUGAUGAAAUAGACUUCAACAUUAACAUUUGUCGCAGUUUGAACGGUCCACAGGCUCAAUGUCCGGAGGGCUCAGCUGCCUGUUUGACUACCAAAGGAGCCUCCUAUAACAUGGGCAUCCCCUCCAAGCAGCUGGAGCUGCUGUCCAAUGACAGAUUGAAGCUGAGAUAUGAAGGACCCACUGACAAGAUCCCGGAGUUCUGUGACGGACACAAGCCUGCUGUCACCAUCACUUUCAUCUGUCCAUCAGGAAGGCAGGAGGGCAGUGUUCCGAAGAUGACUGCCAAAACCAACUGCCGCUACGAGAUUGAGUGGGUGACUGAGUAUGCCUGCCACAGGGACUACCUGGAGAGCCAUUCUUGCAAACUGACCAGUGAACAGCACGACAUCUCCAUCGACCUCACCCACCUCACCCUUAACCAGGGGGAUGAUCCGUACCACACUAAGAGCAGCGAGGGCAGAGAUGGCUACAUCUACUACCUGAAUGUGUGUGGGGAGAUCAGCCAUGGGAUCUGUACGGACGACACGGGCUACAUUUCUGCCUGCCAGGUGAAGGAGAAGGCAGACAUGAAGAAGGUCACUGGGAGAUACCAAAACCAAACCCUCAGAUACUCAGAUGGCGACCUCACGUUAACCUACCAGGGAGGCAGCAGGUGUAGCUCUGGCUUUCAGAGAAUGACCAUCAUCAACUUUGAGUGCAAUGAAACCGCAGAAAAUGAUGGCAAAGGCUUCCCGGUGUUCACUGGAGAGACUGACUGCACAUAUUACUUUGAGUGGUACACGGCUUAUGCCUGCGUCAAGGAGAAAGAAGACCUGCUUUGCCGCGUCACAUCGGGCAAGAAGCGAUAUGACCUCUCUCCCCUCACUCGAUUCCCUGGCCUUCCAGAAUCAGAAUCUCUUCAGAACUGGGAGGCAGUGGACGCCAGUGCUGCGGAGUCUGACCAGAAGCGCUUUUACCUCAACAUGUGUCACAAAGUCCUCCAGCAGGGGGAGCAGGCAGGCUGUCCAGAUGAAGCCGCCAUCUGUGCCGUCGUCGGCAAAGAUGGCAAAGAUCGCAAACCAAAAAGCCUAGGCAGCUUCUUGUCUGCACCUCAGAUGGAUGGCAACAGCAUUCGCCUCAUCUACACGGACGGAGAUGUCUGCAGGAAGAACAUCAAGACGAGGACCAUCAUCUCCCUGAAAUGCAAGCCAGGAGAUCUGGAGAGCGCCCCCGUCGUGCGGAGUGUGUCGAGCGACGAGUGCAUUUAUGAGCUGGAGUGGCACACCGCAGCGGCCUGCGUCCUCUCCAAGACUGAGGGAGAAGACUGCAAGGUGUCCGACCAGCAAGCAGGCUUCUCGUUUGAUUUAACACCUCUGCGCAAGGCCAAGACAGACCAUUACACCGUGACCGGGGAGCCGUAUAAUUACCUCGUCAAUGUAUGUGAGGAGGUCACUGAUGGCAAGUGUCCCCCCAAGUCAGGGGCCUGUCAGUUGGAUAAAAGCGAUAAAAACGGCUGGAGUCUGGGCGAGUUCAACAGCAAGCUGUCCUACUAUGACGGCAUGAUCCAGCUCGUGUACAAGAACGGCUCCAAGUACAACAACCAGCAGCACACCAGUCGCUCCACGCUCAUCUCCUUCCUGUGUGACCGGCAGGCAGGCACGGGCAAGCCAGAGUUCCAGGCGGAGGACGAGUUCACCUACAACUUCAGGUGGUACACUUCCCUGGCAUGCCCAGAGAGGCCUGGGGAGUGUCUGGUAACAGACCCAAUCACCUUCAAGCAGUAUGACUUGUCCAGUCUGUCCAGGGCUGGCAGGAACUGGCAGGUCACGGAUCUGGGCAUGAACCACAGGAAGUACUACAUCAACGUGUGCCGUCCACUACGAGGCGUGCCAGGCUGUGACCGGGCCGCUUCUGUCUGUGAGAUGUCCACCAAGGAGGAGCCUGAGAAAGUAUCUAUCAGCAAUAUGGGUGUUGCCAAGAAAGGCCCGAUCAUCCAAGAGACGGGCCACCUGCUUCUGGAGUACACCGAUGGCUCUAUGUGCGAAUCAGACGGCUUGAAAACCACGUACAGCACCCGCAUCCGCCUGGUCUGUGACCGGGGGUCCCUGUCCUCGGGCCCCCGCUUCCUCUUCAUCAAGAACUGCACAGCUAACUUCAUCUGGCACACCACAGCAGCCUGUGCCAUUGAGAGUGCCAAAGACUCAAACCAGACAUGUACCAUCACAGACCCAACCACAGGCUUUGAAUUUGACCUGAAUCCUCUGGCCACUAAAACGGGUUACAAAGCAAGCGGCCUUGGUAGAAGUUUCGCGCUGAAUAUCUGCGGUGCGGCCCCUGACUGCGCGACUGACGAAGGCACUGCGGCGGCUGGCUGUGAGCUGGAGGACGGCAAGCCGCUGGGACAGGUGGGCGCCGAGAGGUCGCUGGUGCUCUCCACCGAGGGCCAACUCAAACUCACCUACAAAGGACAUUUCGAUGAAAGCACAGGCAUCAGCAACACCUUCACCAUUAGUUUAGUGUGUGAUACGGACUCCCCGGGCGUCCUGAAGUUAGCCAAGGUGGAGAUGGGCAAGGGCGCCCACGAUGUGUUCUUUGAGUUCGCCACCCCUCUGGCCUGCGCCCCCUCCACGGUGGACUGCCAGGUCAUCGAUUCCCAUGGAAACGAGUAUGACCUGAGUGACCUGAGCCAGGACAACACGCCGUACAAGGCCAUUGACACCUCUCAGCAGGCCAAGUCUCAGAAGUUCUUCCUCAGCGUGUGCAAACCUCUCCCUCGUGUGGAGGGCUGCCCUGGUGGAGUGUUGGGUGCGUGUGCCAUCGUUGACGGCCGCGGGCUGAAUCUGGGAUACGUGCAGUCCAGCCCUGAGCCAGCGUCCGACGGCACAGUCAGCAUCGUCUACCGGGGGGGAGACCCCUGUGGCAACGAGGGACGCUUCUCCACACGCAUCAUCUUCAUCUGUGACGACAGCCUCGGUUUACCGAUGUUUGAACGCCAGGACGGCUGUGAAUAUGUCUUCAUCUGGAGAACAUCCGAGGCUUGUCCUGUCCAGAGAGUACAGGGUGAAAACUGUACAGUCCAGGAUCCAAGAAGUAGCCACGUAUUUGACCUGCGCCCCCUGGGUGGACAGGACUAUGACGUGAAAGUUGACAAGUAUGAUUACCACUUUGCCGUGUGUGGUGGUCUGUCGACUGGAGUGUGCAAGCACAAAGACCUAGGUGGUGAGGUUGCUUCCUGUCAAGUUGAAGGUUCCUCCCACAGAAUUGCCGGCCUGGCUACGAGAAGCCUGACGUAUGAGGACGGGCUCAUCAUGAUCAACUACACUCAGGGGGAGAAGUGCCACAAUAUCUAUGAGCGAUCUACUGCCAUCCUCUUCACAUGUGACCACAGCAAGUCCGUGGGGAAGCCAGAGUACAUGAAGGAGACCCCUGACUGCACGUACAUGUUUGAGUGGCACACGGCUCUGGCCUGUCCGCCUUUCAAAGCCAUCACCUGCACCUACAGUGACGGCAAUGGCAACUUCUACGACUUGUCCUCCCUGUCGCGCUCCUCCCUCGCCAUGUCCAGCAGCAACUGGAGGGUAGUGACUCACUCGGGCUCGAAGGACUCUCAGAGCUACUACCUCAAUGUCUGCAAGUCCCUGGUGCCGCAGAGUGGGUCCUGGGCCUGUCCGUCCUCGGCCGCAGCCUGCCUGAGGACCACAGAUGACCACUACGUCAGCCUGGGCGAGGCCAAGACGGAGCUGCAGUGGGACAAGACCGUACUGGUCCUGAAGUACACCGACGGCCAACUGUGUCCCGACAACGUGUCCAAACGGACCACCACCAUCCGUUUCAAGUGUGAAAAAAACAAAGAGGACUCGGAGCCCAUGUUCAUGCUGGCGCAGGAGGAGUGCGCCUACACCUUCUACUGGCCCACGGCCGCCGCCUGCCCGCUCAGCGCCAGUGAGCACGGCGAGUGCCGCGUCACCAACCCCGCCACCGGUCAUGAGUUUGAUCUGAACAGCCUGAGCCAAGAAGGCGGAUACACUGUGUAUGACCGCCAGGACCCCAAAAAGAUGAUCCGGCUCAACUUGUGCUCUGAGAUUAAGAACGCGGGCUGCGCAGAUGGAGCAGCCGUGUGCAUUAAAGACAGCAAGUCUGCUGUGAAUGGGGGGAUGGCCAGCAAGAAGCUGUCCUACCUGGACCAGGUGGUGGUGCUGACCUAUGAGGGCGGAGACCAGUGCGCAGCCAACCGCAAGCUCAACCACAAGAGUGUCAUCAGCUUUGUGUGCAAAGACGGGGAGGACGCAGGCAAGCCUGUGCUGAUAGGCACGGACCCGGACACAUGCACGCACUACUUCUCCUGGCACACCUCCCUCGUCUGUGAAAAGCAGGUGAGGUGCUCCGUGUGGAACGGCAAGGCCCUGAUCGACCUGCGGCCUCUGAUUCACACCACUGGCUUCUACCAGGCCUCCAACGAGGACGUGAACAAGGAGAAGAAUAACUUCUAUAUCAACAUCUGCCAGCCCCUCAACCCCAUCCCUGGAGUCCACUGUCCCCCGGGAGUGGCUGUGUGCAGGGCCCCUGACCAAGGCCAGCCUGUGGAUAUUGGGAGAAUCACCUCCAAAUCCACUCCAGAGUUCAACAGCAUCACGGGCGACGUGGAGAUAGUGUUCCAGAGCAACACCCCCUGCAGCAUGAACACCUCCAUGAACUACACAUCCAAAAUCAUCUUCAGCUGCCAGGCAGGCACUGAUCUGGGUACUCCUCAGAUGAUCCGACAGCAGCAGUGUCUGUACGUGUUUGAGUGGGCCACUCCUCUUGUCUGCCCAGAGAGCUCGACCACCACUGGCUGCUCUCUCAAUGUCUCCCAGCUGCAGUAUACCUUCAACCUGACACCUCUGUCAGGCCUCAAGACAGUGCCCUCUGAUUCUGGCUACUACAAGAUAAACGUGUGUGAUACCGUUCCGGGCUGCCCCAACAGUGCCGUGUGUCAGAAGAACGGGGCCUCCAGCGUCUCCUUCGGCCACAGCAAAGCCAUGAGUCUGGACUACCAGAACAAGAAAGUCACCAUGACCUACGCAGGCGGGGAUCUGUGUCCUCCAGUAACGGAUAAGGGAGAACUGUGCGUUUUCCCUGCGAAGAUCAUGGAUAAGACCAUAACAGAAUGCACCACCGAGGGCAUGACUACGCAUCAGCUGUGGUGCCCCACCACCAGCGACUACAACAAGGACCAGAAAUGGGGCAACUGCUCCACAGCGAAGCUGAAGCGCCAGUCCACCAUCGUGUUCGUGUGCAACGAGACGGCGGGGCUGGGCCGCCCAGAGUUGCAGAGCGAGACCAAUGGCUGCUCCAGCACCUUCCAUUGGCACACCAGCGCCGUCUGCCCCCCCAUGAAGAUGGAGUGUCAGCUGGUGACCCCCCACAACACCUACGACCUGCGCACGCUCUCCUCCCUCACCGAGCCCUGGAAGUUCAGCCACGGCAGUGACCAGUAUUACAUGAACCUGUGCCAGAGCCUCCACGGGGGGCCCCAGGACUAUCCAAAGGGGGCCAGUGUGUGCCGCAAGAGCAAAGGCAAGAGCCAGAACCUGGGCCUGGUCCACACCCAGACCCUGGAGUACCGCGAGGGGAAGAUUCUAGUGAACUACACAGGAGGUGACGUGUGUGGGGAAAAGCUGCCAAAGGCCAAGACUGUAAUUGAGCUGACAUGUAGCCACGUAACUGGCCAUCCCAAGCUCAAGAGAGAGGAUCUGAGCACGUGUGAGUUCUGGUUUGAGUGGGAGACACGAGCAGCCUGUGCUGUGCAGCAGCAGGAGGUGGAGAUGGUCAACGGCACAAUCACCCUCCCGGACACAGGAGCCCGAUUUAACCUGGGGGGCCUGUACACCAGGAUGCACCAGGCCACAGGGGACAUCCGAAACAACAAAGACCGCUACGUCUACAUCAUCCAGCUGUCCGGCAUCACCAACAGCUCCGUGGCCAAGUGCAUGGGGGCCAACAUCUGCCAGGUGAAGACCGAUGGGACCAUGCAGCGGAGGAUUGGCUUCUCCAGCAAGGCCAAGUACUACAUCAAAGGAGGGAACCUGGACGUGCUGGUGCCGUCCGAGUCGGACUGUGGACGGGACAAGAAGCACAACGCCUCGUCGGCCAUCCUGUUCCACUGCAACCCCGACGCGGGCGAGGGCAUCCCAGAGUUCCUGCUGGAGACGGACCUGUGCCAGUACCUGUUUGUGUGGCACACCUCCAGAGUGUGUGACCUGUUCUCUAAAGACAAUGUCAUCGAUGGCACGGGGACCGACUCUGAGGCCGACGGUUUGUCAAGGAGGAGCCAAGCUCUGGGAGCAGUGCUCAGCCUGUUACUCAUCGGACUGACCGUGUGUAUACUCGUCCUGCUUCUGCAUAAGCGAGAGAGGAGGGAGCUUGUGAUUAAGAAAGUCACUGGCUGCUGCAAGAGAGGAAACCCAGUGGCCUACAAGUACUCCAAGGUGAACACGGAGGAGAACGGCGAGGAGGACGAGAUGGAGUGGCUGAUGGAGGAGCUGGAGUCGCCGGGCAAGGAGGGCCGCCACGAGAACGGCCACAUCACCACCAAGCCGGUGCGCGCCGAGGCGCUGCGCUCGCUGCCGCUGGACGAGGCCGACAGCGAGGACGAGGUGCUGACGGUGCCCGGCGUGCGCAUCCAGGCGGCCGCCAACGCCCACCGCGCCAAGCCCCGCGCCCGGCCCCUGCCCGCCCUGCUGCGGGCGGAGAGCGACGAGGACCUGGUGGGGCUGCUGGAGGAGCAGGAGCGGCGCCGCGCCAGACCUCCGCACCACCGGCCAGCGCACCGGAGCCGGCCCGAGCCCAGCACGGACGACAGCGACGAGGACCUGCUCAGAGUGUGAGGGGCUGUCCCUCCGCACCGAAUGUGUCUCCACACACACACACACACACAUACACACACACACACACACACACGUUCAGACGAAAGAGAAUAUAUACAUAUACAUCUAUAGAGACGUUUAUGAUUCCCUUUGCUGUUUUGUUUUGUUUCUUUUUUUUCCUCUCAAAGGGAAGUGUAUUUCUCUCUUCACUGCUUCAAGCAGUGGCUACAUUUUGUAUUGCUUUCGUCCUUUAAGAAACGAUGCCUUCCCGAUGAAAAUGGCUUUCAUCAAAUUCUAAUGAGAAUUGUUAAGAAUGCUUGAAGAUGAACAUUAAUGGACAGAAUGUUAUUGUUUGUUUAAUUUGGUCACGUAUAUCCUUUUAGUCCCCUCUUGGUUUUAGUUUUCAACUUUAUGGUAAUUUAUGUUUUUUGUUGAGUUUUUUUUUUUGUUUGUUUGUUUGUUUGUUUGUUUUUGCAACUGGAAUUUUCCUACAGCACAAACUCUUUGUCUGGCCUUUAGAUAGAGCAUGGGCCUCCAGUUUGUACAGAUGAUGACGCUAAUGGAAAUGUUUCAGUGUAUGGAUUGGAUCCAAUGCUGUGUAGCAGUGUAUUUUGCAUAUCCGGCGACACUUUGGUACUCCAUUUUGGUCCCGAGGCCAGUCCUCCGACUCCUAUUUAUCAUGCCGCCGCCGUGUGACUCUUGUUUUGCAUUUGUACGCCAUUGUCCACAGCACAGCACUUAGCUAUUUCCGCGUCAUCCAUCUAGCAUGUUGGGAGUUCCUUCACCAUGAGAUGUUCCUGAAGGAAGGGCUUGGGCCCUGGGCUUCAGCUCCGCCUUUGAUGCCAAAAAGCAUGAGAAAGCCAGAGCAGCAGUAUCCACAUGGACAGCUUUAGUGCCAUGGCAGGCAAUGCAUUCUCCUUUAAUGUGGCAGGAUACCAGAGCCUUGGGUUGCCAUAGACUUUGUUUUUUAGUUGUUGUGAAUUUGCUUACAAUCACAGUGUGAUGGAAAUUAUCAUUCAAUAAUUGUUGUUUUUUUUUAUUUUAUUUUAUUUUAUUUUAUACGUUUGUAUUUAUACUGAGUUAAGUUAGAACACAAGCGGGCACAUGCAAUUAGGCUAUUGAAGUUUGAUAUCACAGUGGGCAGGACUAAGUUGAGCUUUUUCUCCCAUAUGUUUAGAAGUUUGUGAAAGAAAUAUGUGAAAAAAAGUGAAAUGAGCUUGUUCUGGCAAAGUAAUUGGAGGUGCUCAACUAACCAACUGUGCCUCAUUAUAAUGGCACUUAAUGGCACAUCAUUUUGCCACCUAAAGUUGGGGUGUUUAGCUACUGGUACAUUAUGUUUAUGAUUGUUAAUAUUGUUUUUUAUGUGUCUGUCUCUAACUGCUCAAUCACUCCAAUAGUGCUGCAUUUGGGAUUGUACAUUCUAAUGGGAUGUGAUCUUUGUGUUGAGUCAGUUUUAUUCCUGUUGCUCGCUUUCCCAGACCUCUAAGGUGAACAUCUGGCCUUUAUUUGCCAAAAGCAACAGAAAAGAUUGAAAACAUUUAAACAUCAGUAUAAUUGCUAUAUUUGUCAAGGAGUGUAAAGAUUUCAGUGUAAACCGGGGUCCAAGAGGGUGAAGGAGAAGGCCUGAGCUACCCCCCAAUGGUUAACCCCCAGGCUUGCCGAUGAGCAAGUUGCGUGAGUUUCACAACGAAUGUCAGUGGACUUCCAUGUCUUGCUCACAACAUGGCCAUGUUAACAAUCUCACAUCUGCUUCACCGUACGAGCAGCUUUUGGCUAGCUGCGAAGGAGAAGAGACUCCCUGACUGACCGUGGUUGUGUUGGUCGGGAGGUUUAUCGGCUGACGGCACUUUAUGGCGGAGAAAGCGCCCCUUCCCCUCCCCAGAGCUCCUGGGUCUGCCAGCUCUCAGGUGGUCAGGCAGGCUGGGCGCGAGGGGGUGGAGGGCGGCCUCUGCCACGUGGACUCUUCUCGUGUCGUUCCUCAGUGAAAUGUCUGUCACUGCUGUAUGCUUCAGAGCGCCCGGGCUCCCUCAGUACGUCCAUCAGUCAUGAAGCAUGAUGGGAAGGCCCAGAGCCUCCCGACUGGUGUGUGUGUUUUUUCCUCUCUCUGUCAAUUGGGAGAGGCUCUGGUACUUCUUGGGCUUAUUUUUGUUUGGUGUCCCACUGCAUUUGUCUGUCUUUUUUUGUAUUUAUAAACUGUUGGCGUGAAGACAUUGCAUUAAAUCAGUAAUUAAACAAUAGCAGUUCAGACCCUUA